AUGGUUGUGGCUCCGUUGUUGCGCUUCCCUCCUGGGAUGCGCUGUAUGAGCUCUAAUUUGUAUAAGACAACACUCAAUCUUGCAAGCAAGAAUACAUGCUCUGCUCUGAAAGGGCACCGGUCCAAUUACAGACAGCUCCAACGCUUUUCUACAACAGCUGCAUACCAGGAUGAAGCUCUGGACCGGACACGGAACAUUGGCAUCAUCGCCCACAUCGAUGCAGGCAAAACUACCACUACGGAGCGCAUGCUAUUCUAUAGUGGCUUCACACGGCGCAUUGGUGACGUGGACGAAGGAUCGACAGUAACUGAUUUUCUUCCCGCUGAGCGUGCGCGAGGCAUUACUAUCCAGUCUGCUGCCAUCACCUUCCACUGGCCUCCUGGAGAGGUAGAUGGAGCGUCAGGCCCGCAAGCUGGAACGCAGAAUGAGCAAAUACCGCGGUCAACCUACCCGCAUACUAUAAAUUUGAUUGAUACCCCGGGCCACGCAGACUUUACAUUCGAAGUCAUGCGAUCUCUGCGUAUCCUCGACGGCGCCGUCUGUAUAUUGGAUGGCGUGGCUGGUGUUGAAGCGCAAACAGAGAAGGUCUGGAACCAAGCAAGCACAUAUCGCAUUCCUCGAGUCAUUUACGUGAAUAAGCUAGACCGUGACGGAGCCGCGUUUGGCCGGACGGUGCGAGAAGUUAGCACCCGCUUGGGUGUCUAUCCAGCAGUCUGCCAGAUCCCAUGGUUCCGAGGAGGAAAUGGCCCUUUUAUUGGGGUAGCAGAUGCGAUCCAUCUCCAAGGAUUACGAUGGAAAGAAGGCGAGGAUGGCCGUACGGUCAAGAUGCUUGACCUUCAGCAAUUAGAGGCAGAGGAGCCUGCCUUGGCAGCAGAGCUCCGACGGGCCCGAAUUGCUCUAGUUGAGCUGCUUAGUGAACACGACGAAGACAUUGUGGAGAGAUUCUUUGAAUGUGAAGAAGACCAUCUCGCAGUCUCCUCGGCUGAUAUCAUUGAGAGCUUGCGCCGGUGCGUAUUGGACCAGACUAGUCGGAUUGUUCCUCUAUUCGCGGGUGCUAGCUUCCGGAAUAUGGGAGUCCAGCCACUGCUGGAUUCCAUCGUGAAUCUUCUCCCUAGUCCACCAGAGGCGCCCGACCCAGAGGUGAGCAUCGGGGGUGUCAAAGGAGGUCUUCGAGACCUGUUAUCAGGCGAUUUGAUUGUCGAACAGGCUGUGAAGGAGUCCGCACCAAUCAAAGGAAAACAGCCAAAGAAAAAGAACAUUGCUUUACAAACCAGUUCAAAGGAUGCGAUCAGCAAACUCCAAAGCUGUGCAUUGGCAUUCAAAGUUGUCAACGACGCCAAGCGCGGUGUCCUGGUCUAUGUACGGGUAUACUCCGGCUCUUUAGAUCGCAACAGUCUCCUGUUCAACACAAACCUUCAGCUCUCCGAGCGUGCUCCACGUCUACUGAAGAUGUACGCCAAUGAUGCUGUGGAAGUGGACUCGAUUCCUGCCGGUCACAUUGGAGUGGUAGUCGGCCUCAAACAAACCCGGACUGGCGAUACACUGGUUUCCUACGCAGGAAACAAAGCCACUCCCCCCGAGCCACUCACCAGUCUCCAACUCCGACCAAUUGCCGUCCCACCACCAGUCUUCUUCACCAGCGUGGAGCCACACAGCCUAAGCGAAGAAAAGCGCAUGCAAGAAUCGCUCGCACUACUCCUCCGUGAAGACCCCAGUCUCCACGUCACUGUAGACGAAGAAUCAGGCCAGACCCUCCUAAGCGGAAUGGGCGAACUACAUCUAGAAAUUGCCCGCGAUCGCCUAAUCAACGACCUCAAAGCCAAAGCAUCAAUGGGCCGCAUCGAGAUCGGCUACCGAGAAUGCGCACUCGGCACUUCCAGCCCCGUAACCAAGAUCUUCGACAAGGAGAUCGCCGGCCGAAAAGGCAAAGCAGGCUGCACAGCAGUCGUGGAACCACUGGAUGAAGACGCCGAGCCCGAAGAGCGAGACGAAGACACACUGCUCGUCGAAAUCUACGACGGCAAUCAGAUCAUCAUCCGCGCUCCCGGUCUCCAGGUCGAGCGCCCCUCUCGUGGCGAGGAAGAAACCAGCCCAUUCCUCCCACCAGGCAUGGACAUCGUUACGUUCCGCACAGCGCUGCAAAACGGAGCCGUGGCGGCGCUCGCCCGAGGACCCCAAUUCACAUUCCCAAUGCACAACACCCGCGUCACGCUAACCAUCGAUCCGGCUGCGGAUCUUUUCGGCAACGAGACGACCACUUCGGCCCUCUCGUCUGCUGCGCGCCAGGCCACUGCCGCCGCGCUGCAAGAUGUGCAGUUCGGCGCCGGUACAACGAUGAUGGAGCCGGUGAUGAACGUAAUUAUCAGCGUGGACGAAGCUAGUCUCGGCUCUGUCGUGCACGAUAUCUCCUCCUCGCGGGGUGGACAUAUUAUCUCACUCGACGAAGAGGUGCCACUGUCUGGCACGGACGCAUCGACUUCUCAACCUAUACUUGAAGAAGACGUCUUACCGCCCAUCGAUCCCAAACGCGUGUAUGCGCCGCAGGAUCCGUUUGAGAUGCCUUCUGUUGGGGUGGAGAUUCCUGUUUCCGCGACUCGUGCCCGCACAAUUGUCGCCAAGGUGCCUCUCAAGGAGAUGGUUGGAUAUCUCAAGCACUUGCGGAGUCUGACAGCUGGUCGUGGCACUUUCGUUAUGAGCGUUGAUCGAUUUGAGAACAUGUCCGGUCAAAGACAGAAGGCCGUGCUUGCAGAGUUAAGGGGCGGCUUCUAG
Molecule: messenger RNA, 2769 nt
Organism: Penicillium paradoxum
Lineage: Eukaryota; Fungi; Ascomycota; Eurotiomycetes; Eurotiales; Aspergillaceae
Product: mitochondrial elongation factor MEF2
Exons: 1
Coding region: 1-2769 (922 amino acids)
Biological process (GO): ribosome disassembly; mitochondrial translation
Cellular component (GO): mitochondrion
Molecular function (GO): GTPase activity; GTP binding
Source: RefSeq, a predicted model, not a curated record